Molecule: messenger RNA, 1653 nt
Organism: Meloidogyne enterolobii
Lineage: Eukaryota; Metazoa; Nematoda; Chromadorea; Rhabditida; Meloidogynidae
Source: the annotation of a GenBank genome assembly
AUGGAAAAGCAGCGAGCACGGCUUAGUGCAGAAACUGACAGUGCCAGAGCCGAUGCGGAUUCGCUCGCCCAACAAGCUCAUCAAUUGGAAAAGCGCCAGAGGGCACAUGAGAAGCAGGUUGAAGAGUGGCGUCAUCAAUCAGACGAUUUGCAAAGUGAAUUAGACGCUGUUCAGCGAGAGGCUCGUAUGCAGGCUAUAGAGGCACAUCGUUUGGCAACUACCCAGGACUCAUUGCAGGAACAAGUUGAGGGACUGCGUCGUGAGAAUAAACAGCUUAGUCAAGAAGUACAUGAUCUUCAGGAACAACAAAUUGAUGGCCAACGUACUGUAAAUGAAUUGGAAAAAUUCCAACGUCAACUUGAAGGAGAGAAGGAUGAGCUGCAACAUGCGUUGGAUGAGGCUGAAGCUGCGCUCGAGGCCGAGGAAGGAAGGGUUCUUCGGACACAAGUCGAACUUUCGCAAAUUCGUGCAGAAAUAGAAAAGAGAAUUCAGGAAAAGGAGGAAGAGUUUGAAAACACUCGUAAAGCACACCAACGUGUGAUCGAGGGAAUACAAACGUCACUAGAGCAAGAGGCGAAUGCAAAAGCUGAAUUGGCACGAGUUAAAAAGAAGCUGGAAGCUGAUGUUAACGAAUUGGAGUUGGCACUGGAACACGCCAACCGAGCUAAUGAAGAUGCUCAGAAAAACAUUCGCCGUUAUGGGGAUCAAUGCAAAGAAUUACAAGCCCAAAUUGAUGAGGAUCAACGCCGCCGCAAUGAAUUUCGAGAAAAAUACCUUACUGCCGAAAAGCGUUAUCAGUCUCUUAAACAAGAACAUGAAGAAUUGUCCCUUGCUUUGGAAACGACCCAGCGUUUCAAGAAGCAACUAGAGGGAGAACUGAACGAACUCCAGACACAGAACGCGGAGACCCAAGCGGAUAGCCAAUCUUUAUUAUUGGCCAAACAGAAACUUGAACAAGAAUUAACCCUAAUCCGUGCUGAUUUGAAUGAGGCUAGUGGUGAGGUUCUUGCUCAGCAAGAACGCGCAAAGAAUGGAGCCAUAGAAGCUGCUAAAUUAGCGGAGGAGCUUCGUUCUGAACAGGAACGAUCAAAUUUAGUUGAAAGGCAGAAAAAAAUGUUGGACACCCAAGUGAAGGUUGCUUGGAAAUUUAGAGAAUUAUCAAAGAUCUCAAAAAUUAAACUUGUAAUUAAGGACAUGCAAAUGCGCAUAGAGGAGACAGAGAUGGCUGCCAUGAAGGCUGGGCCAAAAUUAGCUGCCAAGUUAGAAGUACAGCUUAAAGCUGUUGAGAGUGAAUUGGAGAAUGAACAACGAAGACAAUCGGAUACUGCUAAAAAUGCAUCAAAAGCUGAGCGUCGCGUCCGUGAGCUUCAAUUUGAAACAGAUGAGGAGCAUAAGAAUUAUGAAAAGCUUUGCGAUUUGGCUGAUAAGCUUCAAGCCAAAAUUCGAAAUCAAAAGAAACAGCUUGAGGAAACGGAGGAACAAGCCGGCUUAAAUCUACAAAAAUACAAACAAAUACAACUCUCAGUUGAUAAUGCUGAAGAGCGUGCUCAAACAGCUGAGAAUAGCUUGGCAAGGAUGCGUUCACGAUCUCGUUUGAAUGUGCCGCAGCAGCGUAGUAGUACGGGACUUUCCAAAUCUGAAACAUUUGCAUAA